AUGUCAUUUUCCGGUGAUCCUGUAACUGAGAUGCCAAUACCAUACCGAGACAUUUCCCGAAAUCACUUCUCCUAUCGAAGGCACAAGAAACAGAAGGACGAAGACAUUUCAAUCUGCGAAUGCAAGUUUGAUUUCGGAGACCCUGACAGUGCAUGUGGCGAGAGAUGCUUGAAUGUGAUAAAGAACACGGAGUGUACACCUGGAUUUUGCCCUUGUGAUGACAACUGCAAAAAUCAGAAAUAUCAAAAAUGUGACUACGCCAAGACAAAGCUGGUUAAGUGUGAAGGUCGUGGGUGGGGACUAGUGGCUUUGGAAGAGAUCAAGGAGGGACAGUUUAUAAUUGAGUACUGUGGAGAAGUAAUAUCAUGGAAAGAAGCAAAGCGUAGGGCUCAAACAUAUGAGACUCAUGGUGUUAAGGAUGCAUACAUAAUAUCUCUCAAUGCAUCUGAGGCUAUUGAUGCCACUAAGAAGGGAAGCCUUGCAUCUGUGUCUUCCUCUGUCGACUUUCCCUUCUCCAUAAGAUUCAUUUGGUCCUGA
Messenger RNA from Microthlaspi erraticum, 537 nucleotides. NCBI's taxonomy places the organism in Eukaryota, Viridiplantae, Streptophyta, Magnoliopsida, Brassicales, Brassicaceae. The record is from the annotation of a GenBank genome assembly.